Molecule: messenger RNA, 2293 nt
Organism: Chironomus riparius
Lineage: Eukaryota; Metazoa; Arthropoda; Insecta; Diptera; Chironomidae
Source: the annotation of a GenBank genome assembly
AUGUCUAUGUAGUUGGUGUUAAGAAACUUUCAGUUACUCAAGCACGCAACGAUACAAAUAUUUUUCAGUUUGAUCUCACAAUUCGUCUAAGAAGCACGGGUAAAAAGUAAACUUAGAGAAAGCAAUAAAGUUGUUCAGUGUGCGCGCGUAAUAACAUUUUCAAUUAAUUAGAAAGCACUUCCUCGUUCUCGUUUUCUAAAUGUUGUGGGAAUCUUCUUAUUCUCAUCCAUAGACAACAAAGCAACGAAAAUAACAAAAAUAGUCAAAUAAUUAAAAAUGCAUAUUAAGAGCAGUUUAGUGCUAAACUGGAUUUUAGUCAUCACAAUGUUUUACCAAGCACAGGCACAAACAGGACCGCAACAUAAUAAAGCUGUUGUGUGUUACAUCUCUACUUGGGCUGUUUAUCGUCCCGAUAGAGGCAGUUACUCAAUUGACAACUUUGACCCGAACUUGUGUACCAUUGCAAUUUAUGCAUUUGCUGGACUCGAUAUUGCAAAUGAUGCCAUUAAAUCAUUAGUUAAAUAUCCAAACUAUUGCAAGAAUGCAAUUUCACAGGAUAGAUUCACAUUGUCUAUAAUCCACAUCAACGACUUUCAUGCAAGAUUUGUCGAAACUAAUCGCCAAUCAAAUGAUUGCAAGCCUGAUGAAGAAUGUAUUGGCGGAUACGCGCGUGUCGUGACAAAAGUAAAGGAACUUUUAGCGAGUAGAGAAAAUCCAAUUUAUUUAAAUGCUGGUGACAAUUUCCAAGGCACUUUAUGGUACAACAUUGGACGUUGGAAUGUCACAAAUCAGUUCCUUAAUAUGCUACCAGCUGAUGUUCAAACUAUUGGUAACCAUGACUUUGAUCAUGACAUUGAUGGUAUUGUUCCAUUUUUAGAACGCACUGCAACUCCUGUUGUAAUUGCAAAUAUUGACGAUUCAGAGGAACCAACAUUUCAAAAUAAAACAAAGAAGUCAGUCGUCUUAAUAAAAUCAGGACGUAAAAUUGGUGUGAUUGGAGCAAUUCUUAGAACCACAAAUACAAUUGCUAAAACUGGUAAAUUAAAAUUCUUCAACGAAGCAGAGAAGGUCAAAGAAGAAGCUCAAAGAUUAAAAGAUGAGGAAGGUGUAGACAUUAUUGUGGUUGUAUCUCAUUGUGGCAUAGAACGCGACAUGGAGAUUGCCAAAUAUGGUGGUCCAAAUAUUGAUAUUAUUGUUGGUGGUCAUAGUCAUUCAUUCUUGUGGAGUGGAGUCGAUCUGCCACCUCUUGAUAAACCAGCAUAUUCAUAUCCAGUCAUAGUGAAUCAAACUGAUGGUCAUAGAGUCUUGAUUGUACAAGCUUCAGCAUACACAAAAUAUGUUGGUGAUAUUAGACUUCAUUUUGAUGACAAUGGAAUUAUUCAAGAAUUUGAUGGAAAUCCUCAUUUUUUGGGAACUGACGUCGAGCAAAAUGCUGAAGUCCUAGAAGCUUUAGAACCAUGGAAGGAAAAAGUCAAUAGGGAAGGACAAAGAGUCGUUGGAAGUAUACACUUUAGAGCAGCUGGUUCUGGUUGCUAUCUUGGCGCCUGCUUGAUGGGAUCUUUACAAGCUGAUGCAAUGGCUUAUGCAGCAUUUGAAGAGGAUAAAGAAGAAGGCGCAUGGACCUUUGCAACUAUUGCAAUCACAAAUCCAGGAGGUGUUCGUGGAAGUUUGGAACCUGGACUUUUAACUUAUUCAAACUUAGUCACAACAACUCCAUUUGAAAAUACAAUUGAUAAAUUGGAAAUUCAAGGAAAAUACUUAAGAGAAGCUUUUGAAUUCUCAGCAAGAUAUGAUAGUCCAAGUAUCUUGCAGACAUCUGGUGUUAGAGUUGUAUACAAUAUGACAAAAGCAGCAUAUUCUCGUGUUCAUUCCUUACAAGUUCUCUGUAGAAUAUGUGAAGUGCCACGAUAUGAAGAUAUUCAGGAUGACACAUGGUACCGAGUUAUGCUUAACAACUUCAUACUCCAAAAUGGCGAUAAUUUUGCAAUGCUUAGAGAUAAUAUGCGAAAUCAUCAAGUCGGACCUGUCGAUAUUGAUGCAUUAACAAAAUAUGUCGAAGCACAAUCACCAAUUACAAUGUUGCCUCCCCAUGGACGCGUAUCAUUCAUAUAACAUUCAUAUCUGAUAGAUAUUUUUACAACAUAUUGUCAGUAAUUAAUUACAACUAUGUAACGUGAUUGAUAUAAUUUUUACGAUUCAUUUGUUAAAUAAAAAUAAAAAUAAAAAAUCACUGAUGAACAAGAUAACAUGCAAUGAAGCACUUGAAAAUCAUUUUUAAAACGUAAAUGUUAUA